Molecule: messenger RNA, 2256 nt
Organism: Neogale vison (American mink)
Lineage: Eukaryota; Metazoa; Chordata; Mammalia; Carnivora; Mustelidae
Gene: CMC2
Product: C-X9-C motif containing 2
Exons: 5
Coding region: 212-451 (79 amino acids)
Cellular component (GO): mitochondrion
Source: RefSeq, a predicted model, not a curated record
CGCCUCAGAGGCCAGGAGCGGCGGGGGCUGGUCAAGCCGGGCGAGGUCAGCUGUGGAGGGCGUGAGAGCCUUUGCCACCCGGCGGUGGCUCAGCUUCGGCGUCCUGACUGCCGCCUUUUGAAUGGGGAGUCUUCGCUGGUGACUGUCGCUUCAGCCCUCCUGUUGUGGCCGCGAGUCCGGUUGCUCUGCUGUGCUCCGUCACCUCCUAAAGAUGCAUCCUGACUUAUCUCCACACUUGCACACUGAAGAAUGCAACGUCUUGAUUAACUUACUUAAGGAAUGUCACAAAAAUCACAACAUUCUGAAAUUUUUUGGUCAUUGCAAUGAUCUCGAUCGGGAGAUGAGAAAAUGCUUGAAGAAUGAGUACAUGGAAAAGAGGACCAAGAGCAGGGAGCGUGGCAAUGCGAUGAGAAAAAGACUUUUUAAUCCCGCAGAGGAAUCUGAAAAAUAAAUUAGAGGCAUACCUCGUUUUAUUGUGCUUCGUUUUAAUGAGCUUCACAGAUAAUGCAUUUUUUCAAAUUGAAGGUUUGUGGCAACCCUGCGUCGAGCAAGUCUAUUGGCGCGUUUUCCAACAGCAUUUGUCACCUUGUAUCUCUGUAUCACGUUUUGGUAAUUCUUACAGUAUUUCAAACUUUAUAAUCACUAUCAUAUUUCUUAUUGUAAUCGUUUUAGAGUGCCACAAGCGUGCCCAUAUAAGACCGUGAACUUAAUCACCGUAUGUAUUCUGACUGCUUACCAACCAGCCGUUCCCUCAUCUCUCCCUGUCCUUGGGCCUCCCUCUCCCCUGAGACUCAACAUAUUGAAAUUAGGCCAGUUAGUAAUCCUAUGAUGAUGGUCUGUCAGCGUUCAAGUAAAAGGAAGAGUCCGCCAUCUCUCACUCUCCGUCUAAAGCGCGACGUGAUUAAGCUCGGUGGGAAAGGCAUGUUGACAGCUGAGAUAGGCUGGAGCCAGGCCUCUUGCACCAGUCAGUGAAGCUGUGAAUGCAAAGGGAAAGUACUUGAAGGAAAUUACAAGUGCUACUCCGGUGAACACACAAAAACGUUACGAAAGCGAAACAGCCUUGUUUCAGUGUUCUGGACAGAAGAUCAAACGUCCCUUAAGCCAAAGCUUAAUCCAGAGCAAAGUCCUAACUCUUCAAUUCUGUGAGGGUUAACAGGUGAGAAAGCUGCAGAAGAAAAGUUUGAAGACAUUGGUUUGUGAGGUUUAAAGGAAAGAAGCCAUCCCUAGGACCUACAAGUGCAUGGUGAAGCAGCAAGGGCUGGUGUAGAAGUUGCAGCAACGUUGAGGCAAGACCCUCCACCAGCAAAGGAUUAUGACUUGCUGAAAGCUCAGAUGAUACGAAAACUAAUGAGAAACUGAAAACUUGAAGCACCAUAGGAAAUGGACAGCGUUCCUUUCAGAGAGCAGUAAGUGCCAGUCAGCACGGGAUGCACUGGACCCAAGUCUGAGACGUGCCAACAGGGUUACCAAUAACUAGUUCUAUGCAGGUGACUGUAUAAUAACUCACCCUGAGAAACGAACUUAAAAAGGCGCUCCUUUGUGGCCUUUGCCAUUGUCUGUGGUGUACACCUCCUGCCAAGGCAGGUAGUUGACAACCAAGCUGACGUCACCCCAGUGGAGCUGGGAAGACGUGCUCAUGCGAGGCUCUCCUGAGCUGGUCCCAGCUGCCUCCAGCCCUCCCGUGGCACACCACCCUGUGACAAGGAAUGCAAGGGAUCAUCACUGGUUGGCCACCUCUCCUGCUUCUGGCAUUUUGUCAGUUGGAAGUACCUGUCGCUGAAGAUGUGUGCGAGACUGCUGUGCCUCCUGCGACAGAGCACUUACAGGCCACGACGACUGGUUUCCGGAGUCUGCAGGGCCAUGCCUUUUUGUGCAAGAGAGAGGAACCUUAUGCCAGGUGGACUAGGGAGGAAAUGGGACCUGCCUGUGCCUUUGUGGCUGGAUUUGUGUGCCAGCACUUGACUGUCUGCAUUUCUUUUCUGUUGCGAUACCACGUAUGACCUUCUGGUUCAGGACAUGUCACCAGUUGCCUGCUUUUCUCAGCUUUCUAUGGAUCAGUGUGAAAUCUCAUAAUUUUCUCCUUUGCGGGGCAAGUGCACUUUCCUCCUGGGGAUUUCUUGGUGGUAGUGGCUGUUGUUUUUAAUUUUUAAUUUUUUUUUUUAUUGCCACUUGUAGGAACCUAGAAGGCUAGAGGGAGUUGGGGUGGGAAGGAGAAGAGGUCCUGUGCCCUCUCGCCUUUAUUUAUUUAUUUUAAAG